Strongyloides ratti is the source of this 1320-nucleotide messenger RNA. RefSeq names its product TEA/ATTS family-containing protein. The record is from RefSeq and is a predicted model, not a curated record. Bases 1 to 1320 code for a protein of 439 amino acids. Gene Ontology annotation, molecular function: RNA polymerase II cis-regulatory region sequence-specific DNA binding; DNA-binding transcription factor activity, RNA polymerase II-specific. Lineage: Eukaryota; Metazoa; Nematoda; Chromadorea; Rhabditida; Strongyloididae. Gene Ontology annotation, biological process: embryonic organ development; regulation of transcription by RNA polymerase II; hippo signaling. Gene Ontology annotation, cellular component: transcription regulator complex. The transcript has 3 exons.
AUGUUAUCACAGAUGGCACUUAGCAAUAACGGAUCUCUAGUGAAAAGUGAACAUUCAUUGGAUGUUUCUAAUUCAGCUUCAUCAUCUAAUGAUUUUUCAAAUGAUGCUGAAGGUGUAUGGUCUCCUGAUAUUGAUCAAGCUUUUCAUGAAGCUCUUCAAAUUUAUCCACCAUGCGGACGUAGAAAAAUUAUUCUUUCUGAUGAAGGUAAGAUGUAUGGGCGCAAUGAGUUGAUUGCCAGAUACAUUAAAAUACGAUGUGGCAAGACACGUACUCGUAAACAAGUUUCUUCUCACAUUCAAGUAUUAGCUCGUAAAAAAGCUCGUGAAAGUCAAGCAAAAGUAAAACAAGAAAUAAAACUUCCUGAAGCUGCACGUAGAGCAGCUGCUGAAGUUGCAGCAGCUAUUGAAGCAGGUAACACAUCAAAGUCAGCAUCAAUAACACCACCACAUGAUUAUACAAAUACAAAAAUGCUUGAUAUUCCUGUACAUCUUCCAACACCAAAUAAUCCAAUAUUUUUUUCAUUUAACAAUAUUUCAAUACCAGCAACAGGUGGUGGACAAUCUAUUGGAAUGGGUAGAGCACCAAAUUCAACAAAUUAUCUUUUAGGUACAAUUCAUGGUAAUGAAGAAAAUUUUUGUACCAUUCCUGAUGAUGCUUUAAAAAAUAAAAAUUUACAUAAUCUUAAAGAAAGAAUUGUCGCUUCAUCAAAACUAGUCUUAUGUGGCUUUACAGCAUAUAUACGUGAAAAUACCGGAGAACAAAUUGAUAUCGUAAAAAUAAAUCAAAUUUCUGAUGAACCAUUAGAAUCAAUAAAAUUUGAUUUAAUAGCAAGUAAAUUUCCAGAAGAAUUUAGAGUUUUAUUUGAUGAAGGACCACCAGAUUCAUUUUUCCUUGCCAAAUGUUGGGGAAAUUUAGCUUUUAAUCUUCCUUCAGAAGAUAGAAAAGCAAACGUUAUUUAUGCUGUUGAUAGUUUUUAUGAUUCAUUAACAAAAUUUGAUAUUUCUGUUUCUACAAAAGCAAUUACCUUUGCUAAACAAAUAGUAGAAAAAGUAGAAGUAUACUCUUCAGUUCAAAAAGAUAAUCGUUAUCAUUUUGCUUUAGAAAGUUCACCAAUGUGUGAAUAUAUGGUUGAUUUUAUAACAAAAUUGAUUAAAGAAGUUUCUGGAAAUGAAUUAAAAAAUCGUGUAUUAGAAAAUUUUACUGUUCUUCAAGUUAUUAAAAAUAGGCAAACUAAUGAAACAGUAAUGACAAUUGCAUUCAUGUUUGAAGUUUCUCCAGAUCCUGAUCCUACAUCAAGAUUAUACAGAUUAGUAAGAUGA